CAGGUUCACACACAGACAAUGAAACACAGCAGAAAUGACUCACUCUGACUUACUUUUGUAGACUGAAAGUCGACACAUAACGGUGUUUGAAGGUUGAGGCAUGAGCCGGUGCUUUUGGAGGAGAGGAGUGACUCCUCUGUGUGCGGAGAAGAUCUCUGACUGAUGUUGGGCAGCACAGAGGAAACUUGUAGCUGCAGACUGAAGUUAAACCAGACAGGAGACUCCAGCAGAACUGCAACUCAUCAAACUACAUCUACUGUCUGACUCUGGUCCCUGCUGGUCUUCAGGAUCCAACUGAUAGAAUCUCUAGAACCUUUCUUAUCAGUACUUAUAGAACCUUCAGUGUGGAUCAUGAAGGACCAGAACUUGACUGAUGAAGUGACAAAGAUCCUGGAAGAAGCUCCGAACGCCAGGAAAGCUCUACGUGAAAACUACGACAACCUGCUGAACGUGGCCGAGUACUGCUACAACAACUAUGUACAGUCAGGUGACAGCAGCAUGAAAGCGUUGGAGGAAACUAAAAACUUUACCACCCAAUCACUGGCCAGUGUUGCCUACCAGAUCAGCACUCUGGCCAAUAGCGUUUUGAGCCUGCUGGAUGCUCAGACCAAUCAGCUUCGCCACAUGGAGUCUUCCAUCAACCUGAUUGGUCAGACAGUGGAGAUGCACAAAGAGAAGGUUUGUCGGAGGGAAAUCGGUGCCUUCACUGCGGUUAGACGAGUUCCUCGCAGCCACAAGAUCCUUCCCCUUACAGGCUCCCAGGCCCGCCCACCGUACAGCCGCCGACCAAUCAACUACCAGCAGCUGGACGACGUUGGCCACGGCAUGAAGGUCUCUGGGAAACAGUCGGACCGAACAGGAACCAUCCGGAAACAGGGACCCUCUGUCAGGUCCAACAAGCCUGUGGAGGCGGUGCAAUGCCCGGUGGUGCCCCCUGCAGGAGGCUCCAGCUUUGGGAAACCUGUAGCUCCACCCACCAUCCCGCCUCCCUGGCAGGCUCCACCUGAGUGUGACCUCAUCACCUCCCUGCUGGACGACACCUCGCCCCCUCCGCCGACGGACACUGUCAUCUCGGCUCAGGAUGAUGAGGUCACUAACGCCUCGAGCCUGCCCCCUCCCCCUCCGCCUCCCCCUCCUCCGGGUUCGUCAGGCGAUAUGGUGGCCCCACCCCCUCCCCCUCCACCAAUCCCUUCUCCUGCAGGAGCUCUGACCAAUCACAGCACUCCUCCCCCGGCUCCACCACUUGGCCUUGAGACAGUGGUGGAGGAGAACAGCUUCCCCUCUCCUUCGCCUCCUCCUCCCCCUCCUCCCUCUGAUGAUGACGGUUUCCCUCCGUUGUCCAAUGAUGGUUCAGAGCUGCCGGCCCCGCCCCCUCUACCCAGCCAGGAAGUAGACGUGACCCUCCCCAACAGGAGGAGUCGCCGCCGCCGCUCCCCCCCAACCACACGCUCCCUAUCUCUGAGGGUCCGCUCAGGCCCCGCCUCCCGCUGCCGUUACACCCGCUCCCUCUUCCUGGCUGCCGGCCAAUCACUCAUGAUCCCUCCUCCCCCUCCUUACCCACCUCCCUGCACCCCUCCUCACCCCUCAUCCUCCCCCCUCCACCUGCUGCCUCGCCCCUCCUCCUCACCUCGGCUCUGCUUACCUGCUCGUCUGCAACACCUGGAUCUGGAGAUCCUGGCUCCGCCCCCUGCUCUCCUAUUGGACAAUGAGGUGGGCUUUGAUGACAUCUUGCCACCCCUCCCUCCACCAGUGGACUACGACACCAACGCCCCCGCAGAGUACCUGGAAAAAGUGGUGGCGCUCUACAACUAUGAAGCGUCGAAGCCUGAUGAUCUGUCCCUCACCGAGGGUGAUGUCAUCUACGUGACUCAUCGCCAUGACGACGGCUGGUGUCAGGGCUUCCUGAACGGCCAAGAGGGAUUCUUCCCCAACAACUACGUCCAAUCAUGUGACUAGAGGAUGCCCCGCCCCUCCAUGUCACCACCAUCCUCUGCCUCAGAUGUAUUAAUAUUACAGUAGUACUACUAGUAAUACUGCUAACUGUAGUACAGUGAAGGUUUCAGUGCUGCGUCCUGCAGGACACUGAACCAAACUACAGAUGAAACUUCAAACUGAACCUCUGAAAUAAAUGUUCUUUAUUCUG
Messenger RNA from Amphiprion ocellaris (clown anemonefish), 2143 nucleotides. It is a transcript of the gene abi3a, whose product is annotated as ABI family, member 3a. The record is from RefSeq and is a predicted model, not a curated record. Gene Ontology annotation, cellular component: lamellipodium. Gene Ontology annotation, molecular function: SH3 domain binding. NCBI's taxonomy places the organism in Eukaryota, Metazoa, Chordata, Actinopteri, Pomacentridae. The coding region runs from base 352 to 1956 and encodes 534 amino acids. The transcript has 12 exons.